AUGAUGCUGCCGCUGACCAGGCUGUGGCCGCUACUUCGGUGGGGGACAGCAGCGGCGGCGGGAGAGGCAGCAGCCGGGGGGAGUCCCACCACUACCACCACGGAGGAGGAGGAGGAGGAGGACGAGGACGAGGACGACGAGGACGACGAGGACGGAGGGGAGAGGCCUGCUCUGCCUGCCGAAGCCCCGGGCUCUCCUGCUCCCUCCGCCGCCGAGGCUCGGGGUUUCUUCCGCGGGGGCGGGGAGGCUCCGCCGGUGUCCGAGUCGGAGGAGGAGGAAGCGGAGGCCAGAGUUUCCUCGCCGAGAGAGGCCGUGGUGGGAAGCCGCUCGGGGUGCGCGGCCCGGGGGUCGCGCCGGGGGUCGCCGCGGGGCGGCUGCGGGGGCGCGGGGCCCGCCGCUGGGCUGAGCCCCGGCAGUGGCUGCGGCGGCGGCGGCGGCGGCGGGCGGCAGCGGAGGCAGCUGCCGCCUCUGUCCUCGGGUCCGCUCCGCUCUGCUCCCUGGUAUGGAACCUAUAGGGGGCCUGUCACCCAGCACGUGCGUCGGGGGCUGUCCCGGGGGUCAGGGGAGGGAGGCCAGCGGGCCGGCGGGGUCCUCCCCGACCCCGACCGCGACCGCGACUCCGACUCCGAUCCGAUCCUAUCCCCGGCCCCGCUCGGGCAUUUCCCCUUGCGCCCUGGCUCGGCUGGCUCGACGAGCAGUAAGUUCGUAGCCGCCCUCCGAAGCCGGGCGUGCAUGGGAUGGCAGAGUUGGCGUGCGUGCGUGAGUCCACCAGUGUGGCCUGGGCAUGUAAGGUGCGCGGAGGGACUGCACCUUCUCCAUCAGGUGCUGAAGAUGGAAAGCCCUUUGAGAGCAGAGACCCUGCCCGCAGCCUGUGCAUUUUUGCAAGACUGCGCACUCACACAACCAUUGAGAGGCUCACUUUGCAGUGGUCCUCCCAGACCCUCCGUGGUUGGGUGUCCAUCUUUGUCAGAAAAGGGCCAGCAGGGGGCACCAAACCCGCACGUUUCUGCCGGGAGAGGGCGUCUGGGCCACGUCAUGCUGAACAAGAGCCGAGAAGUGGAAUCGCCACUGUCAAGCCGUCCAGUGGGAUGCCCGCUGUUCCCCCAGGAUCACUCAAGACCCUGUGACUUGUGGUCACUGAUGAGCGGACCAAGUGAAGGACUCACAGCAUGUGCCAUUGGAGACUGGAUCAUUAAAGUACUUGAUAGAACUUGUCAGGCUGUGGAAUGUGUAGGCCACUUCCUGAAGUUCUUAGUGAGUUCCUAUGAGAAAAAGACAAGCUUCUAUCAUCUGAAAGUUAAAAAAGAAGAAAAAUGUGUUUUUGAUAAAAGAAGUCCUUUCUCUUUUGGUAACUGAGAGCCAGACAACACUGUACUUUGCAGGGUUGGAAAAGAUGAGUUCUCUGUUACAUGAUGAAGCUCAUUCCAGCAAAGACAGAGACACUGGAAACAGAAUAGAAGAUACUACUAAAAUUGGGAAGGAACUGGAGCCCGAUUUUGACUCCUCCAGGACAGAUGACAACCAUCCUCGGGGUUAUCAAAAGUUGUCACUGCAGAGUGAAAGCCCAAGCCACAGGUGGGAGAAGGUAUUGCAGUGUGUCUAACUGGCAAAGUGCUCCUAUCUGGAAUAUACAAACAACUCCAGCAAAUAAAUCAGUAAAUCAGAAAAGGACAGUCAGUUCAAUAGAACAGUGAGAGGAAGAGAUUGACAGGGCAUUUCACAACAGAAGAGAUCCAGAUGACAGUGAACAGGAAAAGUGCUCAGCCUCACCUGUCAUCAGGGACACGCCUGGAAACAGCAAGGAGAUCCCACUACACAUUCUAGGAGAACAGCUAAAAUCUAAAAAACAACUGAUCAUAUCAGUGUUAAUGAAUAUGUGGAACUGUUGGAACCCUCAUCCUCUGCUGGUGGGAGUAUAAAGAGGCCCACAUACUUUGGAAAACAGUGUGGCAUUAUCUAUUCAAGGUGAAUGUAUGCAUAUCUUACUACAAAGCAAUUCCACUCCUAGGUCUAUGUGUGCAUAUGCGUAAGAAAAAACACAAAAAAUGUGCUGGCUUGGCGCCAUGGCUCAAGCCCUUAAGCCCCGUGUUUUGGGGAACCUGAGGCAGGAGUAUUGUUUGAGGCCAGGAAUUUGAGACCAGCCUGGGCAACAUAGGAAGACUCCAUCUCUACAAAAAAUAAAAAAUAAAAAUAAAAUUAGAAGAGCAUGUAGUGUGUACUUGCAGUCCUAGCUACUUGGGAGGCUGAGGCAGGAGGAUCGCUUGAGUGCAGGAGUUCAAGGUUAUAGUGAGCUAUGAUUGGGCCACUGCACUCCAGCCUGGGUGACAGAGAGGUACCCAGUCUCAAAAAAAAAAAAAAAAAAAAAAAUUCUUAGCAACAUUGUUUGUAAUAGUCCCAAAUUGAGAAAACCUAAAUACCCAUCAACAGCAGAGUGGGUAAAUACGUUGUGGUGUAGUUUUGCAAUGAACACUUUGUAAAUACACAGAACAAACUAUUGCUACAUGCAACAACAUGAAAGAAUCUUGCAGAUAUAAUUUUGAGUGAAAGAAGCUUGAUAUGAUGAAAUGCCAUAGAGUCUCAUUUAUGUAAGAUUCAAGACCAGGCAAAAUGAAUAUAUGGUGUUAGAAGUCAAGUGAAUGGAGACCUUUGAGGACAGGGGAAAGGGUUGGUGAUAGGAAGGGGAAAAGAGGGGCUUCUGAGGUCCUGGUUUUCUUCUAUUUCUCAACCUGGUGAUGGUUACACAGAGGUGCUUACUUUGUGAUGAUGUGUGUGGGCUGUAAGAUAUGUGAUUUCUGCACUUCUCUAUACGUGUGUUACAUGUCAACAAAAGUCUUCUAAUCAUAGACGAUGGAGGAAGAGAUGGCUGUGAGAGUACAAAUCAGUGCUUCAUUAAAAUAAUAAUUAUCCCUGAGCUGCAGGGCAAGAGGCAGAUUAGCAGGGCCUCCCCAUUCCAGGCUGUAGUUUGAAUUUCACUGAUGCAGAGGAUAAAGUGGAGGCCAUUAAGCUGAGAAGGAGGGUGGAGCCCUGAGGCUGCUGCUAAGAAACAGAACUCCCAGGCCAGAGUCUAGAUAAGGACACUGUCUCUUGCUUUGCCUAAUGUCCCAUGAAAUGACCAGAUGCAAAUGGACUGAAAGAGUACUAAGUUAUAAACUUCUUAGGGAAUUGCUUUGCCAGAAAACUCCCAGCAUGAUUAAAAAGGGCCUCUGACUGGUCAACCCAAGGUAAACCCCUGCUCCCAAAUCUGCACCAUCUGGAAAUGGGUCACUAAAGGAUCCUCCCAGGGUCCUACCUCAGAUGUGGAAAUGGAGGACGACUGGCAAAGGGGACCCUUUGAGAGAGCAGAACCAGGGUUGUCAGAUCGGCUGGUCAAGGACCUCAGUCCCCUGCUAGUGUGAGUCCUUGCUCUUCUUGUCCAAUAGACCGUGAUGUACAUAAAGGACUGGUGAUCACAGUAGGCUGUUUCCCCUUCUCGUUUCCAAGUGGGAAAUUCUAUUAUAUUCUGCUAUUUUCUCUUCUGUCAUAUAUACUGAGUGUGUUGGGGUGGUUUACAUUUAUCAUUUAGCCUCUAGGGUGUCAAACUAUGAAUUGCUAUAUACAGAUCACAUUGAUAGAAAUCUGUAUGACCUUGAGAUCUUGGUCUUGGAGCUGGGUGCAAAAACAGGGGCAUACUUUUGGGUUAUCUAUGACUGUAGAGGGAAUGACUUAGUUUUUGGAAGUAUGCAGUAUAGUUGCAUUGUGUUAGGUAGGGAUAUUGCUGAAAUUGAACAAAUGCAAAGAAGGAUGUGUAUAGAAAAUGAGAAGCCAAGGGGUGGGUUGUUGGGUGUAUUUGUUAUUUUUGCCUUCAGGUAUCAAUUUCUUCCUCUUAUGAUAAUAGCUUCCUGAUUUUCUUUUUGAGAAACAGUGUCUUCCCAACCGAGAUUGUGUGGUUUAUCCCUUUCCCUUGUUCACAGUGGUUGAUUCAGAGAUAGGCAAGUGACUCAGACCAGGAGCCCAAGCGAUGAGAUUGGAUUCCAGAACGUUUGAGAAUCUCCUGGGAGAGAAGAGUUCCCUUUGCACUGAUGCUGUUAGACUAUAGGAUAUAAAUCUGUAGCCACUGGGUGUUCUCUUGCCAUUCCAUAGGAAGUAUCCGCCUAAAUGUAGCCAUUCAAGAUGAAAACAAGGCAGGAAAAAAAGAGAGACCAAGUUUGAUGUUCUAAUCUAAGCUCUCAUGGCAAUUACACUUCUGUAUGUUUUAGUUGCACAGACCCCACAAAUCUCAUAUUUUGCUUGAGAUCACAUGAGUUGGGUUUCUGAAACUUUUAACUGAGAAUCUUAUAAUUGCGACCAGCUAUGGGAAAUGCAUAAACACUUCCGUGUGUUUUGCAUAUAUUUGGUGUCAUGCAAUUUUUAACUAAAUGAAAGGAGAGUGGCUUUUACUGAAAUGCGUAAGUUGCAGGCAUUAACCCAGUAGGGGAAGACCUAGUUGAGUAUAUUCUUUCAUUUCCGUGCUUUGGCAUCCAAGGCUUGGGAGCAGUCCAUAUCAGGAAUUCAUUGCUCAGGUCCACAUAGCUUGUUUUCCCCUCCUCCCAAGUGAAGAGCAUCGGACCUUCCACAGUCAGGGUGUGUCCUUGGGAAUUUCUAGCUGAGCCAGCUCACUGAUGCAUGGAUGCCACAAUGGUGGCAGUAUUUUCUGCUUUACACGCACAUGUGACAGCAGUGUGUUCUACCCAGGAAAUGGGGGCUGGAGGCAGUAGCUUUGUGGGCCGUCACCCUUGAGCCUAGGAUAGCAUGGAAUAUAGCAAGAUCUGUGGUGUUCAAAGGUCAGGGAUGUGUAUUAGAUUCAGUCUGAGUCACAAGGAGGUGAAACAGUGAGAUUAGGGAAGGACGGAAUCCUGGGAGUAAGAAUGGAAGGAGCCAAAAGCUGAGGAGAUGGGGGUAUCAGAAUAGGAUCCAGGAAAUACAGAAUAAGAGUUAGAAACUGGCCAGGCAGAGGAGCCAGGAGGCAGAGAUGCUCUAAGGAGGCACUAGACAGGCCCGCCAUAUGCUGGAGAAUGGAGUUUGUGCUGCUUGAAGGUAUGUUGAAAGGUUUGCCUGAGCUAUGUGCUACCACUAAGAUAUCACCAUGCCUGGUGUGCUCUGCGGGGUUCUCUCUCAUCCUCUCCUUCAGCUGGGCACUGUGUCACAUGUAUGUGCUCUAGAUCAGAGACCAGAAUGGGAGCACAGCAGAUUCACUUAACUACAGUUACAUUUGCUGGUUUUUUCUAUUACAAAUGUAUGAAUUUUAUCCUCCUACAAAACUUCAAGUCAAAACUCCUCCUCAGCAUCUGGCUAACCAGGCCAAAAGUAGGUGCUUUCUAGGGUCUGAAUGUUGGUGUCCCCCCAAAUUCAUAUUUGAAACUGAAUCCCCAAUGUGAUCGUAUUAAGAAGUUGGGUCUUUUGGGAAGUGAAUAAGCCACGAGGGCAAACUAAUGAACCGUGAAUGGGAUUAGUGCCCUCGUAAAAGACUGAAGGGAGCCUUUUUCCCGCUUUGUGCCAUGUGAGGACACAGCAACAAAUUACCAUCUGUGAAGCAGAGAGCUCCAACCAGACAUGAGAGCUGCUCGUGCCUGAUCUUGGACUUCAUGCCUCUGGAAUGGUGAGAAGUAGAUUUCUUUUUUGGGGGUGGGAGAGCAGAUUCACUUUAUUUAUUUAUUUAUUUUUUGCAAUGCAGCAUGUAUUUGGAGGGCUUUAGGUCUCAGUAUUGCAAAUUAUCUCCAUUGAGAAAUAAAUUUUUGUUGUUUAUAAGCUACCUAGUCUAAGGCAUUUUGUUAUAGCAGCCUGUAUUUGGUCAUUCUUUCAUUGCUACAAAGAAACACCUGAGACUGGGUAAUUUAUAACGGGUUUAACUGGCCCAUGGUUCUGCAGGCUGUACAGGAAGCAUAGCAAUGGCUUCUGCUUCUGGGGAGGCCUCUAGAAGCUUCCAAUUAUGGCGGAAGGCAAGGCAUGAGCCUACACAUAACAUGGUGAAAGAAGGAGCAAGAGAGAGGCGGGGAGGGGGCCACACACUUCUAAAUGACCAGGUCUCAUGAGAACUCACUCACUAUCACAAGGAAGCACUAAGCCAUUCAUGAGGGCUCCAGCCCCAUGACCCAGUCACCUCCCACCAGGCCCGCCUCCAACAUUGGGGAUUACAUUUCAACGUGAGAUUUGGCGGGUACAAAUAUCCGACAAUGUCACAGCCCAAACAGACUAAGACAGGGCUGAAAAAACUUGAUAAGCAUGAGUGCUCACUGUGUGUACAUGCAAAGUGUGUGGGGACAGGUGCUUCGGGGAACAUGAAGAUGAACCCUGCACAGAUCUUGCAUACCAGGGGCUUGUACUGCUGAGGGAGGCAUCACAGGGGCUCUAGCCUGCUGUCAAUCCUGUGCCCUACUGACAUUGUAAUAACCGCAUUUAUCACCUGUCUGUUCAAGGAGUUGUGUGAGCCACUGAGGUAAUUUUUUAAUUCCAGAAAGAGAGAAAAUACUGUUUCUUACUGCAGGAAACUUUAUUUUCUUCACUUCACAAAAGCACCAGUGAAACGGCUGUUGAAUAAAAUUGUGAACUUUGCCUAUGGGUGUCACUAAGGCAGCAGAUCCUAAAAUGGGGGCUGAUGUGUGCUCAUAUCAGGCUGUUUGAUGAACACUUUGCUACCAGUUACUCCACUCUGUAUUUAUAGCACAACAUGAUUUUACUAAAACCCUACGAUGGAAUCUUAUGCAGAAUUUUAUGCAAAGUAGUUUCUAAAAAGACUUUUAAAGUCAUGGAAAAUUGGCUUGGGUACAAUGUUAGGCAAUAAAAACAGGACACAUAUAUAGAGUUUGUAAAAAAAUAUAUUUGAGAUGAUGGAUAUCCUAAUUACCCUGAUCUGAUCACUAUACAUUAGAUGCAUCAAAACAGUACUAUGUACCCAAUAAAUAUAUAAUUAUGUGUCAAUUACAAAUAUAAAAGUAUCAAAAUUAUAUAUGUAUAUGCAUAUACAUAUAUCUAUAUCUAUACAAUAAUAAUACUUCUUUUAAAGUAUAUCUGAAUAGCUGGAUCUAUAUCUGUAUACGUACACACACAUAAGAGUUAAAGGAAAAUCCUGGGCUGGGUGCAGUGGCUCAUGCCUGUAAUUCCAGCACUUUGGGAGGCUGAGGUAAGAGGAUUGCUUGAGGCCAGGAGUUCAAGACCAGAGUGGGCAACAUGGCAGGACCCCCGUCUCUAUAAAAAGUACAAAAAAUUAGCCGGGUCUGGUGACACAUGCCUGUAGUUUGAGCUACUUGGGAAGCUGAGGUGUGAGGAUUGAUUGAGCCUGGGAGGUCAAGGCUGCAGUAUGCUAUGAUCAUGUCACUGCACUCCAGCCUGGGUGACAGUG
This is a messenger RNA of Pongo pygmaeus (Bornean orangutan), 7354 nucleotides long. RefSeq lists its product as uncharacterized. NCBI's taxonomy places the organism in Eukaryota, Metazoa, Chordata, Mammalia, Primates, Hominidae. The transcript is spliced from 7 exons. The record is from RefSeq and is a predicted model, not a curated record. The coding region runs from base 1 to 1356 and encodes 451 amino acids.